Messenger RNA from Eutrema salsugineum, 1972 nucleotides. RefSeq names its product SNF1-related protein kinase catalytic subunit alpha KIN10. Lineage: Eukaryota; Viridiplantae; Streptophyta; Magnoliopsida; Brassicales; Brassicaceae. The transcript has 11 exons. The record is from RefSeq and is a predicted model, not a curated record. Gene Ontology annotation, biological process: protein phosphorylation; intracellular signal transduction. The coding region runs from base 224 to 1744 and encodes 506 amino acids. Gene Ontology annotation, molecular function: ATP binding; protein binding; protein serine/threonine kinase activity.
AAAAAAUCAAAUAAUUUUCUUUGAUGCGCCUAUAGGCUACACGCGACGAGAAGAGCGAGAGGGGAGAGAAAUAGAGGAGAAUCUCUCAAAUUCUGGGUUUAAGCUGAUCUGGAUCUUCAAUUUCGAAUCUCAAUUUUGCUUUUCUGGUUUUUUAAGCUCAGAAAUUUAGGGCUUUUGUCUUCUUGCUGCAUUUCUGGUUCUCAAUUCUCUGCCUCUUUUGAAAAUGGAUGGAUCAGGUGGGAGAGGUGGAGUGGAAUCGAUUCUACCAAAUUACAAGCUCGGUAGGACUCUUGGUAUUGGCUCCUUUGGUAGGGUGAAGAUAGCUGAGCACGCGUUGACAGGACAUAAAGUUGCUAUCAAAAUCCUCAAUCGUCGCAAAAUCAAGAACAUGGAGAUGGAAGAGAAAGUGAGGAGAGAGAUCAAAAUCUUGAGACUGUUUAUGCAUCCUCACAUUAUCCGUCUCUAUGAGGUCAUAGAGACUCCGACAGAUAUCUAUCUUGUCAUGGAAUAUGUGAACUCUGGUGAGCUAUUUGACUAUAUUGUAGAGAAGGGUAGAUUGCAGGAGGACGAGGCGAGGAACUUUUUUCAGCAGAUAAUAUCGGGAGUGGAAUAUUGCCACCGGAAUAUGGUUGUUCAUCGAGACCUUAAGCCUGAAAACUUGCUUUUAGACUCGAAAUGCAAUGUAAAGAUUGCUGAUUUCGGCCUGAGCAAUAUAAUGCGAGAUGGUCAUUUUUUGAAGACAAGUUGUGGAAGUCCAAAUUAUGCUGCUCCGGAGGUCAUUUCGGGCAAAUUAUAUGCUGGCCCUGAAGUAGACGUCUGGAGCUGUGGUGUGAUACUGUACGCUCUUCUCUGUGGGACUCUACCGUUUGAUGAUGAAAACAUUCCCAACCUUUUUAAGAAGAUAAAGGGAGGGAUAUAUACUCUACCUAGCCAUUUGUCUGCUGGUGCUAGAGAUUUGAUUCCCCGGAUGCUCGUGGUCGACCCCAUGAAACGAGUAACCAUUCCUGAGAUCCGGCAACACCCUUGGUUCCAAGCUCAUCUUCCAAGGUAUUUAGCUGUUCCUCCUCCAGAUACGGUGCAGCAGGCGAAAAAGAUUGACGAGGAGAUUCUCCAAGAAGUUAUCAAUAUGGGAUUUGAGAGAAACCACCUCAUUGAAUCCCUCCGCAACCGGACCCAGAAUGAUGGGACGGUGACAUACUAUCUGAUACUGGACAACCGGUUCCGUGUCUCUAGUGGUUAUCUCGGGGCCGAGUUUCAAGAGACCAUGGAAGGCACUCCGCGUAUGCAUCCAGGAGAAAGCAUAGCGUCACCCGUUAGCCAUCGGCUUCCAGGACUGAUGGAAUAUCAAGGAGUUGGCUUGAGAUCUCAGUAUCCUGUUGAGAGAAAAUGGGCUCUUGGACUUCAGUCUCGGGCUCAUCCGCGUGAAAUAAUGACAGAAGUCCUGAAAGCCCUGCAAGAUUUGAAUGUGUGUUGGAAGAAGAUAGGGCACUACAACAUGAAGUGCAGAUGGGUUCCUAACAACGCAGACAGUAACUCGAUGCACGACAACAGCUACUUUGGAGAUGAUUCCAGCAUAAUAGAGAACGACGCAGCUGUGAAGUCCCCUAAUGUUGUCAAGUUUGAAAUCCAGUUGUAUAAAACUCGGGACGACAAGUAUCUGCUGGAUCUGCAGAGGGUACAAGGUCCUCAGUUCUUGUUCUUGGAUCUCUGUGCUGCCUUUCUUGCUCAGCUCCGAGUCCUCUGAAUAUUUAAACCGGAUCGACCUCUUCAACAAUAAAUCAUCCCACUCUCACUUCGUCUUCUUGAUUUAAGAAAGUGAACUUGUUUUUACUAUUUCUUUCUGUCUUCUUCUUCUUCAAAAAUUCCUCUUUCAACUAAGAUGUAAGACCGACCGACUCGAGUCACAAAAUAGAUGAAUCAAAACUUUGUACAUAACUUGUAGUGCAUUAUGCCACCAAGAUUGAUUUUUUUU